Messenger RNA from Macrosiphum euphorbiae (potato aphid), 2265 nucleotides. The record is from the annotation of a GenBank genome assembly. NCBI's taxonomy places the organism in Eukaryota, Metazoa, Arthropoda, Insecta, Hemiptera, Aphididae.
AUGGACAAUUUUAAUAGCAUGGUAAUUUUGUGUCUGGUUCAAUUUACACUGAGCGAAGACAGAAUAUCUGUGGACACGGUAGGUACAAUAACGGCGACUGCAGGUUACUCCAUAACAGAUAAUAUCUCUCCGUCCGUUAAAAGUCUGACAUCGAGCAUAGAAUUUUCUGGUGACCACGAUUCUUCUAAAGACACGUCUUCAUCAAGUGAAGGUUAUACGUCAUUAACGCUUGGUCACCGAAACCCUCAAAGUUUGUCGUUGAGAUCCAGACAAGCUAGGGGGAAAUCGCCUAGCCAGCCGUGGAGCACUGAAGAAAAAGACAUUGGUAUCCCAUCUUUUUCAUUGACCGAUCACCGAGUGAAUGAACAAUUAUAUAGUGUUAAACCUCAAACGUUUGACAAUCAAUCACCACAGUUAUCCGACAUGAAGAGUAAUGAAAGUGUAGAGAAGUCUGCAGCAGUGCCAUCAAUUACAUAUGGGAAAAAGAUGCACAAAAACGACGGUCACGACGAUCGACCGGUUUUCAACGAUUGGUCCGAAGAAGUACACAUGUCAUUUGACAACAAUAAACCAAUUAGAUCACGUAGGAAGAAUAAACACCAACUGGAUAGUGAACAGGAAAAAAGAAAAACACAGAACAAAAAAUUAACAGGAGACAAUAGUGACAAUAAGGAUGGCUGGCAUGAAUUAAGUCCCAAUAUGGAAAUCGCCACUGGAAUUAUUACAUCUGUCCAAGAGCAUGAUUCUUCACAAGAAUCAUCUGGUAGUUCAGAAUUGUUUAAGGCCCAUCAUCAUCCGGACCUAUACAAUGCGGACAGUAUUUCCAGCUUGGAAGACGCGGGGCACCAGGCCGAACCACAGAACUUCAACCACAAGCAGGUGCUGUCGAAAAUGAAUCAUUUCGACUUCAGCAACGCCGUGUCGCAGGCCAACAAGACGCCUGUGCCCAGGGAGAAGAGGUUGAACUACUUGCAGCCAGGUGGAGGUGGUCUCCCGGCAGCCAGAUAUCCAUAUAGUGGCGGUGGGCCUUUGCAACAGUCUCAGGUGCAGGCUGUCGGACCCUCUGCGCAACCACACUCCGCCGCAGCCGUAAACACCGUGGCCGCAGCUAAGUCCGUGAAAAUCGAACAACCGUCUGCGACGCCCAACUACCACAGCAUCGUGGUGCCCAUACCGAUCUCGCACCAGAUGUACGCGGCCAUCGGCGGUGACCCAUCGUCCCCUGUCCACGGACACCAGUUGGCCAGCAGUACUGUACAGCAGGCGAUGAUGUCGUUGCCGGUCGUGCACAACGUGUUCUUCAAGACGGACGAGAACGGCGGUGGCAAGACUAUGCCGGCCAUCGUGAUACCGCUAAAACCGGAAUACCUUCAUCAAUUGCAGCAACAGCACUACGCGCACAUGCAACAGCAACAGUCGGCAGUGGACGACUCGCUGAACGCUGCCGGACACCAGCGUCCGGUGCACCAAGGGGCCGGCAAAGCGUUGCAGUUCCAACAACUUCAUCAACAGCAGCUGCAGCAGCUACAGCAGCAACAGCAACAGUCGUCGGCUUCCCCAUCGUCGUUGACGCCUUCGCCAUACGCGCAAAAGCCAAAAACGACCAAAGUCAAAAAACCGUUUGGUCUGAUGAAGGACAACGACCUGCAACACCGCGUCAAGCAGCCGUUUGGCCUGCAACACCAGUUCUACAACAACCCGUUGGUUGGUGGAGGGGGAGGCGUCGGGCACGUACAGCUUCACCACGCCGGACACCAGCAGCUUAACGGUGGCAUCGGCGGUGGCCACCAACAUCCACAACAUGAUGCGGCCGAUGAUUCUCGAUACGCACAGACGGCCACCGCGCCCGCACCGGUACCCAUCCACGCGUAUUCAGGCACUGGCCAUCCGAUCGUCGUCAAGCGGCCGCACGCUUACGGUUACGUAUCACCCGCGUCCCCGGCGUCAACCAAGUACGCACAGGCCGUAAACAAAUCACCACCACUGCACCAUCAUAACCACAACAACCAUCACCACCACAACAACAACCUGCAUCAUCACCAUCAACAGCAACAGCAGCAGCAGCCGUCCACCGAGGAAUUGGCCACCGCCAUCGCUCAACAGCAACUGAUACAGCAGCAGCAGCCGUACAAGGCGACCACGUACCAUCCAGGUUUCGCGUACCUUAACGGCCCGGAUGAUGAUUACCCGUACAAGCCCAUUUACAAGGACAUGAACAAACGCAACGACGUGCUAGUCGUCCGGACAGCUGACGGUCGAAAGUGA